GAACCCUUCUCUCGCGAGAUCUGCACUGUACUGGAGUCAGCUCUUGUGGCGGCUCACUGGGCUACUGAAACUGGUCUUGCUCCAGGUUUUGAGCACGUUUGGGUCCGGCGCAGCGGUGUUAAGUGUACAGAAAAAUGGAGUAUAUGACAGAACCCGUCAAGCACACACCUGGACAUAUCUUGUGCUGCGACUGUGGUGUCCCAAUUAGUCCAAAUCCUGCUAACAUUUGUGUGGCUUGUCUGCGAAGCAAAGUAGACAUCAGCCAAGGCAUUCCAAAACAAGUCUAUAUAUCCUUCUGCAAACAAUGCCAAAGGUAUUUUCAGCCACCAGCAACUUGGGUACAGUGUGCAUUAGAAUCCAGGGAUCUUCUUGCUUUGUGUUUGAAAAAAAUCAAAGCCCCUCUGAGUAAGGUACGGCUUGUAGAUGCAAGCUUUGUUUGGACUGAGCCUCAUUCUAAGAGACUUAAAGUUAAACUGACUAUUCAGAAAGAGGUGAUGAAUGGUGCCAUCCUUCAGCAAGUGUUUGUGGUGGAUUAUGUUGUUCAGCCCCAGAUGUGUGGAGAUUGCCAUAGAGUGGAAGCUAAGGAUUUCUGGAAGGCUGUGGUUCAAGUCAGGCAAAAGACUUUGCACAAAAAAACUUUCUACUAUCUGGAACAGUUGAUUUUGAAGUAUGGGAUGCACCAGAAUACACUUCGUAUCAAGGAGAUUCAUGAUGGUCUGGAUUUCUAUUAUUCCUCAAAACAACAUGCCCAGAAGAUGGUAGAAUUUCUUCAGUGUACUGUCCCCACUAGAUACAAAGCCUCACAGAGACUGAUCUCUCAGGAUAUCCAUAGUAAUACAUACAAUUACAAAAGCACUUUUUCUGUGGAAAUUGUUCCAAUAUGCAAGGAUAAUGUUGUUUGUCUGUCUCCAAAACUGGCACAAAGCCUGGGAAACAUGAACCAGAUUUGUGUGUGUAUUCGAGUAACGAGUGUUAUCCACCUCAUAGAUCCAAAUACCCUACAAGUUGCAGAUAUUGAUGGGAACACCUUCUGGAGUCACCCCUUCAAUAGUUUAUGCCAUCCCAAACAGCUGGAGGAGUUUAUUGUUAUGGAAUGCAGCAUAGUCCGAGAUAUAAAACGCAGUGCAGGUGCUGGAAUGAUAUCAAAAAAGCAUACCCUCGGGGAAGUCUGGGUACAGAAAACAUCUGAAAUGAAUACAGAUAAACAGUAUUUUUGUCGCACUCAUUUGGGACAUCUUCUAAAUCCUGGAGACCUGGUGUUGGGGUUUGAUUUGGUCAACUGUAACUUAAAUGAUGAGUAUGUCAACAAAAUGAAAUCAGAUAGAGUACCAGAUGUGGUAUUAAUCAAGAAGAGCUAUGACCGUACCAAACGUCAGCGUCGUAGGAACUGGAAAUUGAAAGAGCUUGCAAGAGAUAAAGAAAACAAGGAUACAGAUGAUGAAAGGCAAUACCAAGAUUUCCUUGAAGAUCUUGAAGAAGAUGAAGCAAUUAGAAAAAAUGUGAACAUUUAUAGAGAUUCAACCAUUCCUGUGGAAAGUGACACAGACGAUGAAGGAGCACCUCGAAUUAGUCUGGCUGAGAUGCUUGAAGACCUUCACAUUUCUCAAGAUGCUACUGGUGGUGAAGGUGAAUCGAUGAUGACAUGAGAUCAUGUUGUAUAUGGUUUCCACAUCUGUAGGGUCAGGAUGUUGGACAAAAUACUAUUACUUUCUGUUCUGUCUAUGCCUUCACAGUGAGAGAAGAGAAAUUUAGUUUUAAACCUUAAUAAAUGCAUCUAUUUCCAUUGCUCACUUGAAGAACUGAAAACAGUUGAUGGCUUUGAAGUUUUAGAUAAAAAAUUAUGGAGAAUGGAAUUAUUACUGAAAUUUAGGCCAUUUACAAAUAGAAGUUUAUUGGCUUGCUUUUUUUAUGAGACAUUAGUAUUUCCACAUACUGUAUAGCUCUGGGUUUAAAAGCUUGCAAGUUGUGAUUCCUUGGAGCUUACCUAAACCUUCAAGCACUAAACGCGCUUUUACAUUCUUUUUAUGUUGAUUGCUUUAGUGGAAGAGCAUAUGAAAAGUCAUUUUCAAUAUGAACUUGUAGGGUACUUUAAUCUACUUUAGAUCAUUUUUAUAUCCUUGGGAUAGGAAAAUUGGGGGUUCAGUUUAUAAUUGGACAUUCAGUAGGAAGGUUACCUUUUUAAAUUUGUAAUAUUUACAUCUUCAAAAGCUGUUAAGUUGGGGAUAAUCUUACUUUUUUUUGCAAAAGAAGCUAUAUUUAAAAUAUUUACAAGUUAUAUAGCAAACAGAGUAUUGAAAGGUUAAAUAAUAAUUUAUUCCUUAAUUGUUUUGGUCUGUGCCAGCAGCUUAGUGUUGUAGCUGCUUAUGUUAUAAAAAUGUCUUCCUGUCUCUACAAGGAUUUUGCUUUUAAAAUUUUGGUUUACAAAUUGAGAAGGAAUUCUGUCUUUAUAAGUUUGUUUCAUUGAACACAUCACCAUCAAAAAGGAUGUUAGAAUCCAGCAUAUGGAUGAUGAAAUAAUAUAAGUGAUCUUGCUUUAUAAAACCAUGAAUCAGAUUUAAAUAGGAAAUACCUUUCAUAUCCUUGAAGGCAAGGCAUUGGUUUGGUUUUUAAAGUGUUCCGAAAAUGAAGUUUUAAGAUCCUAUUUCUAUAAGCAAGAUAACUAAGCAUGCCAGAACUAAGAGCCAAUUCAUAAAUUCUAUAUAUAUAUCACUAAAUAAGGAAGUUGAGUAAGUGCUUAAUGGAACACUUUCCUAUUUAAGAUUUGACUCCUUAAUCCUAAAGUUAUGAAUAAAGCCUUGUUCUUUCUAAAGUGACUUCUUUUCUGUCUGCAUAUUUAAAGUUUUUACCUGUGGUCUGUCUUUAUCUCUUCUAUGUCAAGACUUUAAAAAGCAUGAAAAUAAAAACAAUCUCCCCCUUU
Odocoileus virginianus texanus is the source of this 2917-nucleotide messenger RNA. It is a transcript of the gene NMD3, whose product is annotated as NMD3 ribosome export adaptor. Gene Ontology annotation, biological process: ribosomal large subunit export from nucleus. The record is from RefSeq and is a predicted model, not a curated record. NCBI's taxonomy places the organism in Eukaryota, Metazoa, Chordata, Mammalia, Artiodactyla, Cervidae. Gene Ontology annotation, cellular component: nucleus; cytoplasm. Gene Ontology annotation, molecular function: ribosomal large subunit binding.